Messenger RNA from Patella vulgata (common limpet), 1719 nucleotides. RefSeq lists its product as uncharacterized. The record is from RefSeq and is a predicted model, not a curated record. The transcript is spliced from 3 exons. Bases 69 to 1697 code for a protein of 542 amino acids. Lineage: Eukaryota; Metazoa; Mollusca; Gastropoda; Patellidae.
CAAAGGAUAUAACAGUAUGAAAUAUAAAGUGUGGAAAACAGUAAAUUAACCGUGCAAUAAUAUUUAAAAUGACAGGUCCUGAAGUAUUUCAUAAUAAACAUAAACACGACGUAUAUUUGGAGCGACAAAUUCAAGAGUCAUUAUUAAUAGCAGACGAUGAGUUUUCACGAAAAGACUUCCUUGACGUUAUAAAGAAAACAAAACAAAAUCCAACCAAAAAGAAAGGAAGAAAAAAAGCCGAAGACGAUGAAUUUUGUGAAUUAUCAGGCUGGGUGCCCGAUAAAAAUGUGUCGUAUCGAAAAAGAGAAAAAUGUGCUGAAGAUAGUGGUAACAGUUCUAGUAGAGAGUUUAUUUCUUGGAGAGACAGUCGAAGUUGUUCAUUAGCUAGGCAUCACUAUAUAUUUAGGCAUUAUAAAGACACAAAACGAUACAUCGAACAAUACCGAAAAGAUUGCACAUGUUCUAAAAAUACCGGAAUUCCAUCUUCUAAAGAAUACUUUGAUUUAAAACGUUACAAAGAAUACGAAAAAUAUUCAAUGGUGCCGAAUACUAAAACAAUAUCACAGAAGUCAGAACGUAAGGAAACAAACAGCAAACCACAUACCGGUACCUUUUCUUAUACAAACAGAAGUGUUUCCAACCCAUUCAAUGUGUAUACUGACUUUUUCUCAGGAAAAAAUGUAGGAAGGGUAAUUGAGAGCGAUGUGGAACAAAUUUUACAAUCGGAUACGGAUUGCAGUGCGCAAAAUGAUUUAUUUGCCAGGAAAUAUACCCGACGAGAAAGUGCAACGUAUAAAUACGGCAAAAAUAGCGCAACCGAUAUAACAACUACACCACUACCCGGUAAUAAUCAUCAGAGAAUAGCCAGUGGCACAAAGUUAUCAACACCUUCAAAAAUUCGAACCCUAGAUGGUUUAAACGCUUCACCAGAUUAUCAGAUUGAUGGUGAAAAACCUCCACAUCAUACUGAGGUGUCACUAAAACCCCACCCAGACGCAAGGAUUGACAACAUUUGUCAACAAGAUCAAUCAAAUUCUUCCAGCAUUAUUUCAAAGCAAUGUGCAAACGCCCAGACAUGUUGUAGAAGCCUGUUGUCGGAUCCGUCGCAUACCUUCCAAACUGAUAACGAGUCUUCUGAUACCAUGCCAGGUAACAACGGUUCUUCAGAUCCAUCAAUAGGUGCAUCUUCGACUGUUUCCACAGACAUCGUUUCCCCACGCCCAAUGUCUGUGUUCUCUAGAAGGGGUCAUUUGUCUCUUGGAAAACUUCAAGAUAUAAAUUCUCGCAACACAACCUCCUCUUUAAGCUCACAAAGUAUAGAUUCUAUGACUUGGCGGGAAAAGUUACAGGCUUUAAGAAAAGCAGAUAAACCACAUUUUAAAAGAAAAGGAAAACCUCGUCGGUUAAGUUUUUAUAAAGAGGAUAAUAUUGUAGGGAAGGUAGAAGUUGGGUGUUGUGACCCGUGUCUUACCCACAGGAAGAAAAUCCAAGAGCUUAUCGAGAACUCUAAAAUUAAAUUAAAAACAAUUUGUACAGAAAUGGACCAAGCAUUGGUGGUUAGGAAAAACAAUCGCUUAAAAUCCAAUGUGCUGGGAGACGCUCAAUUAGACAUUGAUACCAUCAUCAACUCUGUCAGAGAUUGUCAAAUUCAAAAUGUCGAUGAUAAGACCCGUGUAGUUUGCAAAACAAAGACUUAACUGUGGUUUUGUGAUAUUAAAU